AUGGGCUCAGAGUCUUCCCCACAGCCAUCGAAUGAGAUGCUCUCCUUCCAUGUUACGGCCUCCGUCCUGACUCCCCGACUGGGAAGACUGGCCUUUGCCGGCAGAAAACCCAUCUCCACCCCACAUUACAUCCCUCUGGCCUCCCGAGGCGUCGUUCCGCAUAUUGCCCAUGAUGUGCUGCGUGAUCACACAGACAUCGGCAGUCUAUAUGUCGGUCUCGAAGAUUUCGUAGAAAGACAAAGCCAAAAACAUCCGCCACCGGUCUAUACCAUUCCCACCGCGCAAGAUGAAUCGGCCUUGCGCAAAUUCGUCGCUCUGCCCGAUGACCUCCUCUUGAUCAUGGGCGCACGUCGGGAGCCCCCGAUCAAAUGCCCCCCGGCCAACACGCCAAACUCCGUCGCCAUUUACACCUCCGUUGGGUUCAGACAGCUCGAAGCUACCCAGUACGUCGACGCCGUGCAGAAGCUCAGCCCGGAUAUCGUCGUCGGACUGGCAGAUCUACGCGGCAAGAUGGUGGAUCGAACCCACGCUUUCACUACGCAUGCCACUGGAUUACUCUACGGCAGCACAGUGCCAGAGGAGAACCGAUCAAAGUCAGCCUACUUCGCUCCUGUCCUCCCUCUCGAAAACGCCCAGCAGUCAAUCUACAUGGACGACCUCGAGACCGAGCUCAGACCAUACAUCUCCGGCCUGGCACUCUACGAAUCGGCUUCCCUAUCAGCCAUCUCCGAACCGCUCGGAGACCUCCCCCGCCUCCUCUACAGCGCACCCGCGACUCCACACGAUAUCCUUCGCGACGUUUCCCUCGGAGCAGAUCUCCUCACCAUCCCCUUCAUGGGUGUCUGCUCUGACGCCGACAUCGCCCUGGAUUUUACCUUCCCUUCACCCAACACCCCCACGACCGUCACCCAACCUCAUGACCUCGCCUUCGACCUGUGGUCCCCGUCUCACACAACCGACACCUCCCCUCUCUCCAAAUCAUGCGAAUGCUACACUUGCCGCAAUCAUCACCGCGCAUACAUCCAUCAUCUCCUGACCGCCAAGGAAAUGCUCGCCUGGACACUUCUCCAAGUCCACAACCACCAUGUAAUGGAUACUUUCUUCGCUGCCAUCCGCGAAAGCAUUUCCCGGGGGACCUUCGAAGCCGACACUCAGACCUUCCAACGCACUUACGUCUCCGAACUCCCCAAGCCUACCGGCCAGGGUCCUCGACUCCGCGGCUACCAACUCCCCGCGUCUGGACCCAACCAACCCCGCCGUAAUGCCCGCGCAUACGGUAAACUCGACGAUGCAAUGGAGAAGUUCGCCGAGUCGCAGUCUUCUCUGGCGACGCCGGAUACAGGCGCCGAGGGACUUGAGGAGCAUGGAUUUGGGAUGAAGGAGGUGUCGUAG
Aspergillus welwitschiae is the source of this 1392-nucleotide messenger RNA. Its product is annotated as tRNA-ribosyltransferase family protein. Lineage: Eukaryota; Fungi; Ascomycota; Eurotiomycetes; Eurotiales; Aspergillaceae. The record is from RefSeq and is a predicted model, not a curated record. The transcript has 4 exons. Gene Ontology annotation, molecular function: tRNA-guanosine(34) queuine transglycosylase activity. The coding region runs from base 1 to 1392 and encodes 463 amino acids.